Sphaerulina musiva SO2202 is the source of this 2988-nucleotide messenger RNA. Its product is annotated as S-adenosyl-L-methionine-dependent methyltransferase. The record is from RefSeq and is a predicted model, not a curated record. Bases 14 to 2860 code for a protein of 948 amino acids. NCBI's taxonomy places the organism in Eukaryota, Fungi, Ascomycota, Dothideomycetes, Mycosphaerellales, Mycosphaerellaceae. The transcript has a single exon. Gene Ontology annotation, molecular function: tRNA binding; tRNA (cytidine-N5)-methyltransferase activity. Gene Ontology annotation, biological process: tRNA methylation. Gene Ontology annotation, cellular component: nucleus; cytoplasm.
CUCACUGGCAAUCAUGUCUCGCACAAAAUACAGAGGCGGAGCGCGAGCACGAGGGCGUGCACGUGGUGGAGGCGGCGGGGGAGGUGGUGGUGGAUCGAGAAACCAAUUUCAGGACAACCGAGUCUCAUUUGAUAAAAUCGAAAAGACCAACGAGAAAUUCGAACGAUUCUACAACACCAUUGCCCUCGUGCCCGAAGGCCCCGAGCGCACCGCAUUCUGGACACACUUACGCAAAGAAUUGCCGAAUUCGUGGCGCUUCACGGGAUCGAAGGGACAUGCUCUCUCGGUCAGAGACAAUUUGGUCACUCGCUUCUUUCCCGUUCUGAGGGGAAUUAAGCAUGAAGGCAGGCCAGUGGAUUUGCCAGAGCCCAUUGGUUGGUAUCCCAAUGGGUUGGCAUAUUCCAUGACUACACCGAAGAAUGUCGUGAGGAAAUAUGAGCCCUUCAAGGACUUUCAGAGGUUCUUGGUCAGCGAGACUGGCGUGGGCAACAUCAGUCGUCAAGAGGAGGUCAGCAUGAUUCCGCCGCUCUUGUUGGAUGUCGAGCCACACCACACCGUGCUUGAUCUGUGCGCUGCACCGGGCAGUAAGAGUGCGCAAUUGGUAGAGCUAUUGCAUGCGGGUGAGGAGGAUAGGGUUGCAAAAGCGAUUGAGCAGGUCAAGCGUGGAGAGGUGAAUGGAGAGGCCAGUGAAGAUCACGGCCGUGCCACAGGCAUUCUCAUGGCCAAUGAUGUGAACUACCAACGCGCGCAAAUGUUGGUGCAUCAGGUCAAGCGCCUCAACUCGCCCAAUCUGAUUGUCACUAAUCACGAUGCGACCAUGUUCCCUUCCAUCGCGAUGCCGUCGGGCAAGGAUGGCUCAGGGAACAAGACGGGUAAGUGGCUCAAGUUUGACCGCAUCCUGGCAGAUGUCCCAUGCAGUGGAGAUGGUACAUGCAGAAAGAACCCAGGCAUUUGGAAAGACUGGACACCACAGAACGGUCUUGGACUAUACAUCACCCAAGUGAGGAUCCUGACGAGAGCGUUGCAAAUGCUAAAGGUGGGUGGCAGAGUCGUCUACAGUACCUGCAGUUUGAACCCAGUCGAGAACGAGGCGGUCAUUGCAUCCGCCAUCGAGAGGUGCGGUGGAUCUUCCAAUAUCAGACUUGUCGACUCGUCAGACAGAUUACCCGAGCUUAAGCGAACACCCGGUCUGAAGGACUGGAGUAUCAUGAAUCGCAAUGGCACAAUCUAUGAGUCCUGGGCUGAAGCGGCGGGAUUCGAGCAAGAGGGUAGUAAGAUUGUUCCCGGCAUGUUCCCUCCUGAAGCCGAAGAGGACAUUCCACUCGAGAACUGCUGGCGUGUGUACCCACACCAGCAGAACACGGGCGGGUUCUUCAUUGCUGCUCUUGAGAAAUUGAGCGAAGUCCGUGCUAAGCCAGAAGACGAGAGCAAAUCGCAGAACAGAAACUGGACAUUCAACAAAGAUGCCGUCCCUGAGAAGACUGCUUUCACCGAAACGAUGGCAGAGAUUGAGAAGGGACAUCUCGACGAACCAAAACGUGUUGAUGACGUGCCUACUGUCACUGCAGCCCCUCUGCAAAACAGCUCCACUGGAGACGCCCCUACUGUUUCCGGUGCGAAACGAGCAGCACCAGAAGAGUCUCCAGAGUCUCCAGCAAAGAAACAGCGGAUCGGUGAGGCGGCGGCAGCUCCAGAUACUGCCAUGGCCGAGAAUGGCCACAAGGUUGGUGUGACAGGCGAGGUCAAAGAUGCAGUCCAAGAAGCGCCUUUCGAGAAGACUGUCCCUCCAGAAUCUGCGCAUCAGUCGAAGCGACGAGGUGCCGAGGCCAACGAGGAGGCUUUCAAAUAUCUCGACUCACAACACCCGGAACUGGUAGGUAUUUACAACUUUUACGAACUUCACUCCGCAUUCCCGCGCGAUCGAUUCUUGGUCCGAAAUCCUGCUGGAGACCCGGUCAAGGGCAUUUACUAUACUGCAGAGUUGAUCAAACAGAUACUCGUGUCGAACGAGAAUCGCGGGAUGAAGUUUGUCCACGCUGGCGUCAAGAUGUUUAUGAAGCAGGAUGCCCAGGGUCAAGACAUUUGCAGAUGGAGAAUCCAAACCGAAGGGCUUCCCAUCAUCGAAGGCUGGGUUGGAGAAGGUCGAGUGGUGACAUUGAAGAAGCGCAGCACGCUGAGAAAGCUCCUCGUGGAAAUGUUUCCCAAGGUCGCCACUGACAAGCAUGAAGACGGCACCGAGACAGGGGGUUGGAAGGAGUUGGGAGAAGUCGGCGAGGCGCUCAAUGCUUUGGGCGGAGGCUGUUGCGUUCUCAGAGUCGAGGCAACUCCUGAUGCAGGCGAGGAUGAGUUCAAGGAGGGCUUGACGCUACCGCUCUGGAGGAGUAGAGCCAGUGUGAAUCUCAUGCUGCCCAAGGAGGAUCGCAGGGCAAUGCUUCUGCGCAUCUACAACGAAGAUGUCGAGCUGAUCAACCACUCGGAUCCUAAGCAGAAUGGUGGAAAGGACUUCAAGGGCGAGGCCCAGUCCGAGCAGGAGAAGAAGAAGGAAGAAGCAGAAGUCCAGCAAGAGCCACAAGGGAGUGUAUCGGGUCAGGCUGAUGCGGAAGAGGUACAAGAGCGCAUCAAGAAGGCAGAUGAUGAGGAUGAUGAUGAGGCAAUGGGAGGUGUAGCAGUCGAUCAAGUUACAGGACUGCCAGCUACGGACUUGGGCGCUAUUGCUCUUGAGCAGGACGCAAUGACUGGUACCGACCAGAUUGAGACACAGCGUCUCGCAGUCAUGGAAGACGAGGACAGGAAGGUCGCUGAGGCGAUGCCGGAGAGAGCGGGCGAUGCAAAUGCUGACACGUCGAACACGACUGUGUAAGAAAAGCAAGGCAGCUGACUGUGUCUGUGACGCGGUGUUCUUGGCCAUUAUCUGUGUGCCAGCAUAUAUCUCCUACAUGGUAGACUGCAGUUCACACACGAAAAAAGUAUGUAGAAUAGGAGGUAGCA